GGGCUGGCAGUUGUGGGCUGUUGGUGAGUUGAGGACACAGAUCAGUGUAGCUGUCCUCAGCACUGAGCAUUGACUGUGAAGGAAGCUGGAUACACAGACUGCUGGGCUGCAAUUAACACAUCUUGGAGGCGUACUUUUCUUAUGACGUGUUACUUUCCCUUUCUGCUCGAUGAGAAAGUAUCUUCUGUUACCAAGAAGACCAGGACCUCUGCCAUCAAGUGUGCUAAAGAAGCCUUCUGGACCUAGACACUGCAUUACAAGAGAACAAGAUUCAUUUGGAUCCCGAAGAUGAAGAGCCUACUUAUCCUGGUGCUAAUUUCUUUCUGUUGGGCUGAACAUCAUUCCGGCAACUCUACCCUGUAUCAUGACAGAAUCAUUCUCAUCCACGAGAAUGGACCACGUCUGACUGUGGAGGUGGAGCAAACAAAAGUAGUUUCCCAUCGAGGUGGCAAUGCUACUCUGCCUUGCAAAUUUGUACACGACUCAGUAUCUGCUGGAACAGCAACUCAUAAAAUCCGAAUCAAGUGGACCAAACUAACUUCAGAUUACCUCAAGGAGGUGGAUGUCUUCGUUUCGAUGGGGCACCACAGAAGGAGCUAUGGCAGCUACCAGGGCAGGGUUUACCUACAGAGAGCAAGUGACAAUGAUGCUUCUCUGGUAAUCACAGAUAUAACACUGGAAGACUAUGGCAGAUACAAAUGUGAAGUCAUUGAAGGACUAGAGGAUGAUACCGCUGUUGUAUCCUUAGAUUUACAAGGUGUUGUUUUCCCAUUCUUUCCACGAAUUGGUCGCUACAACCUGAACUUUCUUGAAGCCCAACAAGCCUGCCAAGAUCAGGAUUCUAUCAUUGCCUCUUUUGACCAACUAUAUGAUGCCUGGAGGUUAGGGCUGGAUUGGUGUAAUGCAGGCUGGCUAAGUGAUGGAUCUGUACAAUAUCCUAUAACCAACCCACGAGAACCCUGUGGAGGCAAAAACACUGUUCCUGGAGUUCGGAACUAUGGAUACAGGGACAAGGAUAAAGGCAGAUAUGAUGUUUUCUGUUUUACCUCAAACUUUAAAGGUCGUUUUUACUACCUAAUACACCCAACAAAAUUGACGUAUGAUGAAGCUGUGCAGGCCUGCAUCAAUGACGGGUCACAGAUCGCCAAAGUGGGUCAAAUGUAUGCAGCAUGGAAGCUUCUUAACUACGAUCGAUGCGAUGGUGGAUGGUUGGCCGAUGGCAGUGUUCGUUACCCAAUUUCCCGACCAAGAAGACGCUGCAGUCCCGACGAGGCGGCUGUUCGCUUUGUUGGUUUUCCAGACAAAAAGCACAAGCUUUACGGUGUUUACUGCUAUAAAGAACAACAGUAUUAAGUAACCGAUAAGAACAUGUGAAAGAUUUAUUUUCAAUAUGAACUCAUGCAAGCUACAAAAAACUGUGAUACAACUUUUUACUUACUGUACAAAUUAUUGUCAUAAACCCGAGUCAUUUUUUUUAGUUUCCUUUUUAUAAAUCACCAAAAACAGAACAUCACUUUAACAAUUUGCUCUAAUUAAUUCUUAAUUAGUAUAUAAUGGUUAGGCUAUACAAUUGCACCAAAUAUAUCUGUUAUUUUAUUGAACGGGCAUGCCAUAGCUUGAUGAUAACUAAGUCUUAAUUGAGGAAUGUAAGGUUACUCAAAAAUAUAAGCAUUUAAAGCACAUUUUUUUUUAAUAGUUUAUAUAUGGAUAUUUAAAAUGCACUAUCAGGAAAAAAAAAAGAUCAGCAGGUUUGAAUUAUAUAUUGCUGGUGCUCAAGUUCUUGUUUUGCAGAUAGAAGGAAAAGUUAGCUUAGAAAAUUAGCAAUUAAACUAUAUUUGCUUAGAACCUCUGCUUCUUAGUGCGUAUUAUUUAAUAUAAAAAAAAACAAAAAAAAAAUAAAAAUAAAAAUAUAACUGAUUCAUGUUGUAACAAGCACAGCAAGAAUAUCUUGUCAACAUUUAAACUGUAUUUUUAUUGUACAUGAAAUAUUGAUGAAUGUUUGAAUUAUUAAAGAAUGAACCCCUACCUUCUUUUUAAUUCAGAUAAAUAAUGCCUGAGAAGCAUAGAGUUACAGGCACCUUUGAGUCGCUUUGUUUGGUUAUUUAACGGUUUCACUGCCAAUAAAAAGUGCAACACAAUGACCCUUGGCAUUCAGAAGGUGAAGCAGAGUCUGUUUGAUAAGAUGUAUUCAACUUCGACUCAGGGCAGUUAUAGAGGUGAACUGCUGGACAGAACAAACACAUAAAAAUAUAUCAAAUUUAUUAUAUGUUAGCUUUUAGAGAGUUAUUGUGUCUUUAUGAAGAACUAUUUAAUGUCAUUCCUAACUACAAGUAAAAAAAAAAAAAAAAAAAUGUCAAUUGAUAAGCUUAA
Pelobates fuscus (common spadefoot toad) is the source of this 2370-nucleotide messenger RNA. It is a transcript of the gene HAPLN1, whose product is annotated as hyaluronan and proteoglycan link protein 1. The transcript has 5 exons. NCBI's taxonomy places the organism in Eukaryota, Metazoa, Chordata, Amphibia, Anura, Pelobatidae. Gene Ontology annotation, cellular component: synapse; perineuronal net. Gene Ontology annotation, molecular function: hyaluronic acid binding. The record is from RefSeq and is a predicted model, not a curated record. The coding region runs from base 289 to 1353 and encodes 354 amino acids. Gene Ontology annotation, biological process: glial cell differentiation; central nervous system development; cell adhesion.